Messenger RNA from Bombina bombina (fire-bellied toad), 897 nucleotides. Its product is annotated as cystatin-B. Gene Ontology annotation, molecular function: cysteine-type endopeptidase inhibitor activity. NCBI's taxonomy places the organism in Eukaryota, Metazoa, Chordata, Amphibia, Anura, Bombinatoridae. Gene Ontology annotation, cellular component: cytosol. The transcript is spliced from 3 exons. The record is from RefSeq and is a predicted model, not a curated record. The coding region runs from base 11 to 391 and encodes 126 amino acids.
CAUUUUACAAAUGGUAUGUCCCACACCUACCCCUAUAUAUACUGGUGCCAGUCAGCUGAUUGUUACAUUGCUGCUAACUGUGUCCAGUAAAAUGCCUUUGUGUGGAGGACUCGGAGCUGCCAAGCCCGCUACCCCGGAAGUGCAGGCUGUUGCUGACUCGGUGAAAUCAGAACUUGAAAGUAAGUCUGGGAAGAACUUCAGCCAUUAUGAAGUAAUUGAAUUCAAGACUCAAGUAGUUGCUGGGACGAACUACUUCAUAAAGAUACAUGUAGGAGGUGAGGAAUAUAUUCACGCAAGAGUCUAUAAAGCUCUUCCUCAUGCUCAGGAAAAACUGACCCUCUCGAGCUUCCUGGAGUCCAAAACUAAGAAUGAAGAAAUCGUUCAUUUCUGAGCAAAAGAUGUUCGACCAAUUACAAAAGGAUCUCUGUAACCUGGCACCUUUAUUAUCCCCCAUUAGAGGGACCUGCAAUGUACUGCUGGCUACCCAGCUUUCUCUCCCCAUACAGUGAUUCAUUUUUAAAUCAAUAAUGGUCAAACACCUGGGUGCAUUUAUCUGUUGGCAACUUUGGGAAAUACAUCACUGCCUCCAACUUCAGGUGCAUUCCCCAAACCAGUAGAUUUUAUGCUAUGUGUUUCUUAUCUCUUCAUUUUCAUCAUCUAACAGACCAGCUUAUUUUAUAAAGUCCUUCCAUUUGGAGUUUCAGAAACUUUAUCUUAAGUGCAAAUGUUUUGUUAAUCACUGUUCUGGUUUUACAUUUCCAUAUGUGACUUAAACUUUUGUAUACUCCCCUUACCCUCUAAUACAGUUUAGAUCUGUUUCUAAAAUGUUAUACUUGCUGCAACUAGAUCAUGCUUCUAGCUAUUAAGCAACAGUGUCAAUAAAGAACAUUUUGGUUA